AUGGAUGGACCCGCCGGGUCUGGGAAAAGCACGGUAGCUCGAUGCAUCGCAGAAAAACUCGGAUUGCUUUACCUCGAUUCUGGAGCAAUGUACCGAGCGGUGACCCUGUUGGCAAUACAGGAAGAACUGGCGGCGGAUAGCCCGAAACUGAUUGACAGCGUGAAAGCGUGUCAUAUUGAAUUCAUGGAUAAUGGCAGAACGAUUUUGCUUGAUGCCGAAGAUGUGUCCAAACAGAUCCGAACGCCAGCUGUCAAUAGGUUGGUUGCAGAUGUCGCGAAAAUUCCAGAGAUUCGUCAUGAAAUCGUGAAACAUCAACAGCGGAUUGGUGCCGAAGGGAGCAUUAUCGCUGAAGGUAGGGAUUUAACGACUAUCGUUUUUCCGAACGCCGAUUUUAAAUUCUAUCUUGAUGCUUCUGUGACAGAGCGUGCAAAACGUAGACUCGCCGAUCUCCAUGCACAAAACAUAGACGCGACGUUAGCAGCGGUUGAAGCAGAGAUUCGCGAGCGAGAUGAAAAAGAUACGACGCGAGAACACAGUCCUUUGCGGACGGCUCCUGAUGCGGUUGUCGUUGAUACGACUGAUAAGACGAUUGAAGAAGUGGUUGAUUUGAUUAUCGCACACGUGUGUGCAAACGAGCAGUGA
This is a messenger RNA of Geodia barretti, 642 nucleotides long. NCBI's taxonomy places the organism in Eukaryota, Metazoa, Porifera, Demospongiae, Tetractinellida, Geodiidae. The record is from the annotation of a GenBank genome assembly.